Molecule: messenger RNA, 1558 nt
Organism: Chenopodium quinoa (quinoa)
Lineage: Eukaryota; Viridiplantae; Streptophyta; Magnoliopsida; Caryophyllales; Amaranthaceae
Product: short-chain dehydrogenase reductase 2a-like
Exons: 2
Coding region: 282-1223 (313 amino acids)
Molecular function (GO): oxidoreductase activity, acting on the CH-OH group of donors, NAD or NADP as acceptor
Source: RefSeq, a predicted model, not a curated record
CUUGGAAGCCAGGUUGUACAUAUUGACCAAAACCUGGUUAGAAAGUAUUAUAUAAACACACCACCAUUCUCAAUUCCCCUCACUUCACUACUCUUCUCGAUCUCACUUUGCUUCUUAUUAUUAUUAUUAGUCCCCACUAUUCCACUUCUCCAACUAUACCAAACCAAAUUAAAACCUCUUUUAAUUUCCUAAUUUAUUUAACUUGUUCCUUUUAUUUUCUUCAAUUCUUCUUUUCUCAUUUUCAUAUUACUUGUAUUAUUCUUUCUCCACUCGAUCAAAUUAUGCCUGCUGCUGCUGUCAUUUCUGAAUCCAAUACUACUCAUCAAGGAUUUCAUCUUAUGGGCAAAGAUAAUAAUAACGCCCCUUCUAUAAUGUUUCGAAGGUUGGAAGGAAAAGUUGCAAUAGUAACGGGUGGAGCAAGAGGAAUAGGAGAAGCAACGGUUAAACUAUUUGUAAAGCACGGUGCUAAAGUGGUAAUUGCGGACGUAGAAGAUGCACAAGGCAAAGCAUUAGCAGAUUCCCUCCCUCAUUCCACCACCUUCGUCCACUGCGACGUCAGCAACGAAGACGACGUGCGCAACCUUGUAGACACGGCCGUGUCACAGUUUGGAAGACUAGACAUACUCUUUAAUAACGCUGGUGUGUUAGGGUCACAAACAAAGUGUAAUAAAAGCAUACUCAAUUUUGACCCUACUGAGUUUGACCGUAUCAUGUCGGUCAACGUUAAGGGUAUGGCCUUAGGGAUCAAACACGCUGCCCGUGUUAUGAUACCACGGGGUGGCGGUUGUGUUAUUUCAACCUCGAGCGUGGCGGGCUUCAUGGGUGGCAUGGGUCCACACGCCUACACGGCGUCGAAGCAUGCCAUCGUGGGGCUAACAAAGAACACGGCGUGUGAGUUAGGCCGGUACGGGAUUCGAGUUAAUUGUAUAUCUCCCUUUGGAGUAGCCACUUCUAUGCUUAUAAAUGCUUGGAGAAGUGAUGACGAAGACGAAGACGAAGACGAUGAGAUGGAGUUGGGGUUGGGGUUGCCAUGUGAGAAAGAAGUGGAGAAAACGGAGGAGUUUGUGAGAGGAUUAGCAACACUUAAAGGCGCUACUUUGAAAGCCAAGGACAUAGCUGAGGCUGCACUAUAUCUUGCAAGUGAUGAGUCUAGGUAUGUUAGUGGUCAUAAUCUUGUUGUUGAUGGUGGAUUUACUACCUCCAAAAAUUGUGUUGGUUUGUGACUAAUACCGCCAUUAUUUUUUUCCUAGUUUUUCUUUCUUUAUUUUUUUUUUAAGUGUGGGUUCAAUGUUUACACGUGUGAGAAUUGCGUAACUCCUAUGUUCUUUCACAUUUGACAAUUACAUUUAUACUACUUAAGUACAUACUAUUCUGUAAUAACAAUGAAAGAAAGAAAGUACUCCAAUAAAAAAUAAAAAUAAAAUGAAGAAUACACUUAUGAAUAGUUUGAGGAUAAUUAAAAUGACUCUUUGAAUAUGGCUAGAUAUAACGGACGCAUCACGUGUGUUAGCUAGAGGUAAGCAUGGGACGAGUACCCGUACCGUUAGUACUAACGGUU